Molecule: messenger RNA, 909 nt
Organism: Cordyceps fumosorosea ARSEF 2679
Lineage: Eukaryota; Fungi; Ascomycota; Sordariomycetes; Hypocreales; Cordycipitaceae
Product: Alpha/beta hydrolase fold-3
Exons: 2
Coding region: 1-909 (302 amino acids)
Molecular function (GO): arylformamidase activity
Source: RefSeq, a predicted model, not a curated record
AUGGGUAUCGGCAAGGGCCACAAGGCUGGCGGCAUCCGCGAUGACGCCCCAGACCUUGAAUUUUCCUAUCUUCGCUACGGAAAGCACAACCUCCACCGGAUCGGUGUCUGGGAGCAGCGCAAGCCUGCUAAGCCCUGUGCUAGCUACUGGCUCAUAUUCAUCCACGGUGGAGCAUGGCGAGACCCUCGCAACAAGCCAACUGAUUUUGCUCCCUCAAUCAGGCAUCUGAUGACUGCGGGCAAUCUCCCGGAUGAGGUCCGUGGAUUCAUCAGCAUAGAUUACCGGCUGUCGCCAUACCAAGAAGAGUUCCCGCAGUGCAUAGACCAGAUGCCGUCCGCGGAACAACGCACCGCACAGCACCCUGACCAUCUCCACGAUGUGCGCUCGGCCAUGGAAUUUCUCAACCAACGAUACGACCUCGGUGACAAGUACAUUCUCAUCGGCCACUCGGCCGGGGCCAUGCUCGCGUUCCAGUUGCUCAUGAGCAAUGCGCAGUGGCAGAUGCCGUUCCUCACACCUCUGCCCAAGCCCGCGGCCAUCAUUGGCAUCUCCGGCAUCUACGACCUUGUCAACUUGAAUCGCCGCUACGACGGCAACUACGCCGGCUUCAUCAGCAACGCCUUUGGUGGCGACAAGGAUGUAUGGGUCGAUGCUUCUCCCGCGCAGUAUCGAAACUCCUUUGCGCAGCCCCUCCUGCCGCACGGUACGCCGCUGUGGCUUGCCAUCUCGCCCGACGACGGCCUGCUCGAUCUGGCCGAGACGGCAGCCAUGGCGGAGAAGCUCACCGCCGACGGCUUCCAGCCCACCGUCGUCAGCGACUUGCAUGGCGAGCAUGACUUUGUGUGGCAGGAUGGCGCGCAAAUUGCUACUCUUGUACGACGCGUACUUGCCGAGUUACGCCUAAAGUGA